UACUGAAAAAAGAUCUUUUUUAUUUUUUAAGAGUGUUUGGUUAUUAUUUUUUUUUUAGCUUUUACAAAAGCAAAAACUCUCAGUAGAUCUUUCUCUUAAGCUCUGAUUUCCAGCUUCUCAAAUCUCCUUUUCGGGAAGCUGAUCCCAGAAUAAGGCUUGGACAAUAAUGUCCUCAAGAAAAUUUCAAAAUGACAAGCAUACCCUCCUCAUUUUUCUGAACCCUAAAAUUUUCUCUCGUUCCUGAGAACGGCCGUGCUGUGCCUUCCUCGAAAUUUUUCUCCCAUGCUUCCGAUCUCCUUCCUCAUCUCCUCCGAUCAUCCUUGGUCAUCUCUUCCGAUCAUCCUUCGUCAUUUUUUCUUCUUCCUUUGUUAGCAUCACAGGUUUUUUUCUUCGUCAUUCUUUUUCUUCUUCCUUCGUCACUUUUUCUUCUUCCUUUGUAUGCUUUUGUUUGUUUCGUUAAGCUUGUGAAAUGUCUCUCAAUCAAGUUCCUGUGAAAAGAAAGAAAGCAGAAUGGUGUGAUAAAAAUACUGAGAUUAUGUUGAAAGUGUGCAUAGAAGAGGUGAAUGUUGGAAAUAAACCUCACAACCACUUCACUAAGCUUGGUUGGGCAAAUAUUGCAGAAAAGUUCAAUAAGGCAACAAAUUUGAGAUAUGAAUAUAAGCAAUUCAGAAAUAGGUGGGAUUCUUUGAAAAAGGAAUGGCAAUUAUGGGCUAAGCUUAUUGGGAAGGACACAGGUCUUGGCUGGGAUGGGGAGAAGAAAACCAUUGCAGCUAGUGAUGAAUGGUGGGAAGCCAAAAUUCAGGAGGAUCCUGAAGUAGCAAAGUUUAGAGAGCAAGGCCUCAAAUUUUUACCUGAGAUGGAAUUCCUUUUUAAAGGUACUAUUGCUACUGGUUUUGCAGCAUAUGCACCAUCUGAAGAUUCAAGACAAUAUGAAGGAUUCAACACAAGAACAGAAGAGACAAAUGAUAACAUUGAUGAUAACACUGACAUGGAAGUGAAUGAGCCUGAGAUAGACACGACAACUCAAAACACGUCUUCGGCAAAGGAAAAUGGACAGAGGAAGAGAGGAAGAGAGGGUGAUAAAAAAAUUGGGGUUGCUGCCAAGCUUUCCUCACAAUUAGAUCGUAUUAUUCAAACAUUUGAAUCUAGUGUAUCUGCUCAAGACCCAACUAGCAUUACUACAUGUGUAGCAAAGUUGAAAGAUCUACCAGGACUUGAGCGUGGGAGUGAACUAUUUUACAAAGCCACUAAACUAAUGAAAAAAAGGGCAAACAGGAUCACCUUUGUUGCUUUAGAAGAGCCUGAGCUACAACUUGGAUGGAUCAAGUCUGAAACUUAAGCACAAAUUCCUUAGUUUCUCCUCUAUUUGAUAUCAUUGACACUUGCUAGUUUUGCUUGGUUAUGAACCUUGGUUGUGUUAUGGAUCUUAGUUUUUAAUUUCAGUUAUGUCAUGGAUCUUUGAUUUUAAUUUUGGUUAUGUUAUGGAUAUUAGUUAUGGUUUGGCUCUUGAUUUUUUUAUUUUCAGUUGUGUUAUGAUUUUUUUUCCUUCUACAGGAUGUCUUCAUCAUUAUCAUCAAAUGACUCUUCAUCUGACGAUGACGAUCACAUUACGAAGAACAAAGUGUUGAUGUUUGCUGUAGCUAAUGUUACCAAUUACUUCAUGAAAUAUGUUGUGAAAAAUCCAUGUAGAGAUUCAAGCAUGAUAGGCCAUCGUUGGGUAUCUGAAAUUCUAAAUGGUCAUCCAAUACGUUGUUAUCAGAUGUUUAGAAUGAAGAAACUUGUCUUUCUUGAAUUAUGUGAUAUCUUGGAAACCAAGUACAACUUAAAGAAAACUCGAAAUGUCAGUAUUUAUGAGCAAGUUGGCUUGUUUUUAUACAUGUUGAGUCAACCAGGUUCUGUUCGUAAUUGUGAGGAAAGAUUUCAACAUUCAGGUGAAACAAUAUCUAGACAUUUCCAUAAUGUCUUAGAAGCUGUGUGUAUGUUUGCAAAGGAUAUAAUUAAGCCUGUUGAUCCAUCAUUUAGGGAUACUCCUGAUGAGAUUCUAAAAGAUGCCAGAUAUCGCCCUUACUUUAGGGAUUGUAUUGGUGCAAUAGAUGGUACUCACAUACGAGUUUGUGUUCCCUCUCAUCUACAAGGAGUCUAUAUUGGUCGGAAAGGCUACACUACCACUAAUGUCAUGGCUGUUUGUGACUUUAGCAUGUGUUUCACUUUUGUUUGGGCAGGUUGGGAAGGUUCUGCACAUGAUACUAAGAUAUUUAUGGAGGCUUUACGUAAGCCUGCAUUGCAUUUUCCACAUCCUCCUCAAGGUAAGUAUUAUCUUGUUGAUUCUGGUUACCCUACUUUUAUGGGUUUUCUAGGACCAUACAAGAAAACUAGGUAUCAUCUCCCGCAAUUUAGAAUUGGGCCUAGAAUCAGGGGAAGAGUUGAAGUUUUUAAUUACUAUCAUUCCAGUCUUCGAAGUACAAUUGAACGUGCAUUUGGUUUAUGUAAAGCAAGAUGGAAGAUAUUGGGUAAUAUGCCACCUUUUGCUUUGAAGACACAAAACCAAAUCAUUGUUGCUUGCAUGGCUAUACAUAACUUCAUUCAAAGAAAUGACAAGAGUGAUGGAGAAUUUGAUUCGCUAGAUGAAGAUAAUGAAGAUAUAGAUAGUGAUGAGGAUGAAAGUGAAGUUGGUCCUAGUACUAUAACAUGGGAAGAACCGGAUGCUCAAAGUACUCUACAAAUGGAACGAUUUAGAGAAUCUCUGAAGAAUAUGUUUCCAACACGUAUUUAAUUUCUUUAUUUUUUAAUACUACAAGGUUGCAUGUUUAUGGUAUGGGUACAUUUGAACAAUUUUAUAUUGAAAGACAUUAUUGAUCGUAUUAUUACCAGGUUAAUGA
Molecule: messenger RNA, 2879 nt
Organism: Glycine soja
Lineage: Eukaryota; Viridiplantae; Streptophyta; Magnoliopsida; Fabales; Fabaceae
Product: L10-interacting MYB domain-containing protein-like
Exons: 3
Coding region: 1556-2773 (405 amino acids)
Source: RefSeq, a predicted model, not a curated record